Amoebophrya sp. A25 is the source of this 1011-nucleotide messenger RNA. NCBI's taxonomy places the organism in Eukaryota, Dinophyceae, Syndiniales, Amoebophryaceae. The record is from the annotation of a GenBank genome assembly.
CUUCAGCCUUACAGACUGACAAAAGACAGGAAUAGUAGUUUUUGUCGAACAUUAUGAUUUAAGUACUCCACUACUCUGCACAAGGAACUAACACCAACUCCCACUACACGUUUCAAUAUAAAAAUGGUCAAUGUCUUGAUCCUAGGAUCUAGCGUCGCUGCUGGCCAAGGCGCACUGAAGAGCGGUUGGGUUGCAAGAUGGGCACAGGCAUCGAAAAGCGCCUCCAGUAGCAAGACCAAUAAACAUCCGAUGGCCACCCUUUUCACCGACCUCAUAUCGCCUCCUUCGCAAAGGCCACUCAAAAUCGUCAAUCAUGCGGUCGGUGGGACCACCGCAGAUUAUUGGUUACAAGCAGUCAGAGAGCAUGCUUUUUCUUCAUCAAAUAACGCGACUUCGAUUUACCAAAACGUCGACUGUAUUGUCCUCAGCCUAUCAGCAGCAAACGAGGGUCUAUCUCUUGCCCAAAGGCCUGAGGACUUGCGGCUGGUAGAAGAAGGGUUCGUAGCGCAGAUGCAACAACUGAUUUCGUUCUUUGCAAAGCAAGCAGAGGAGGUUCGGCCAGAAGACAAACAGAGAGAAGAAGCGAAGCCAAAAGUCCUCAUUAUAGGUGGCCCGUACCCAAACGACUCUUACCUAGCAAACGUACAUUUGCCUGUUUUGUUGCGAAUCAGGGACCGCUUGCGGGAAGCUUGUAAGGACAUUGAGUUCCGAACUCAAAGCAAGCCAAGCAAAUCUGGUGAGUCUUCCUUCCGUAUAGUUUUCAUCGAUUUUCUACGUCCCGACUUCCCAUUGCACGAUGGUAAAGGGUGUUGGGGCACAGGAUUAGCCUGUGAUCCCAGCCACCCCAAUGACAAAGGACAUGAAAUCAUGUGGGACAUAUUUCGAAAAACUAUACUUGAAGAGAUUGAAAAUGGACAAUCGCGCACAAGCACAUUUGAUCAGAAUCACGGUGCAUCUUCUUGCGCGCGACGGUCAGUACUAUUUCCCAUUGAAAAAACUCUUCAAAACCAC